Molecule: messenger RNA, 3563 nt
Organism: Cooperia oncophora
Lineage: Eukaryota; Metazoa; Nematoda; Chromadorea; Rhabditida; Trichostrongylidae
Source: the annotation of a GenBank genome assembly
CAGAUGGAAGCGCUCCUGGCUCGUUCUUCAAAACUGAACCGACUGACGGUGCUGAACAACAAGCUGGUGGACAGUUACCAUGGAGUCGUGCUCCACAGUCCGCUCACGACAAAUAUGUGACACAAAAGGCCGAAGAGAUAGCUCAGUCCGAGUCUGUUGACCUAAAAGCAGAAAUACACGGUGGUUGGACCAUGGAGAACAGUAAGAAGGCCCUGAACGAGUUUCUGCAGAAAACGAAGCAACCUGCUAUCAAUUACAAUACCCAACUAAAGGAAGCGAACAAUUGCCGAACAUAUGUUGCUGAAGCGACAAUUUUCGUGGCGCAGCUUCGAAGAACCAUAUCCGGUCGAGGUCAGGGAUCGUCAAAAAAGGUCGCGGAGUGUGGAUGUUCCAUGGGUAUAGUUCGCCAAUUGUUUCAUCUUGGUAUAUUGGCAGAGUACAAAGGAGAACGCAAGAAAACGGCUGCUUCGACGCUUCCUGAAAUUCCAAUUACUAUACCACCUGAGCUGGCUGAACGAGUGAAGAACUAUGUAACGACUUCGGGUGUUGACCCUGUUGAAAUUGGUCCCACAGAAAGUAUAACACCAGAAGCGCCGAAAUCUAUACUGACUAAUUGCAAGUUGGACCAGUUCCCUGACUCACAGGUAACACCACCAGGCAAUAUUUCCUGGGCACCUCCUAUGCAGAAUUGGAAUCCUUGGCGAGCUAGCAAUAUCGACGAGCCGCCACUGGCUUUUAUGUCUCUCCCUGAUAUAAGUGCGAAACUACGAGAAAUGGAGGAAUCUAAGCCGCCGAGACCAAGUAUGAAAGCCUCCAGAGAAGGCUUGCCCGUGUCGCAAUUCAGAGAGCGAAUAUUGCGUACAAUAGAACAGAAUCGGGUCACACUUAUAAAGGGAGAAACUGGAUGUGGAAAAAGCACGCAGUUCUUUGGUGGUUGUCCUAUCAUCGAAAUGGAAGGAAGAACAUUCCCCGUGAAGCAUUUCUUCCUCGAAGACAUCAUCACAAUGUUGAAAUAUAUGCCGCCCCCACCGGAAAAGAAAAGAAAAGAAGAUGCAGAUGUAGAAGUUGAAGAGAAGGACAGAAACUUGAACAUUCUCACUGGAGAUGUGAGUCCGGAUCUGAAGAGAGCCAUGGCGAACCUCAGUGAAAAAGAAAUUCCUCUGGGUGUGAUGGAGGUCUGUUUUCCAUCAAUAUUCGUAGUUGUGCAAUAUUUGCAAGAGCAUUUCCUCCUAAGUGGACGCGGAGCUGAAUUUAACGCUUUCGUAUCGCAGCCAAGAAGAAUAUCGGCAAUAUCGCUAGCCGAGCGAGUGGCUGCGGAGAGAGGAGAGGAGUUGGGAGAUUCUGUUGGCUAUGCUGUCAGGUUCGAUGGUGUUUCUCCUCGUCCUUAUGGUGCAGUGCUGUUCUGUACAGUAGGAGUGCUUCUGAGAAAGAUGGAGAGUGGUCUUCGUGGCAUAUCCCAUAUAAUUAUCGACGAGAUUCAUGAACGCGAUGUGAACACUGACUUCAUUCUGAUUGUAUUGCGGGAGAUGCUCCGUGAAUACGCUGAUCUGCGCGUAGUGUUGAUGUCGGCAACAAUCGACACUGGGAUGUUCAUUGAGUUCUUUGGUGGUUGUCCUAUCAUCGAAAUGGAAGGAAGAACAUUCCCCGUGAAGCGUAAGUUCAUUUCGGUGCUCAAUUCGCUAAGUGCAGCUGCAAAUCCUUUUUCGAGAAGACUGCUAGGAUUCUUCCUCGAAGACUUCAAUCAUAUUGAAAUAAUGCGCCCCACCGAAAAGAAAGAAAAAAAGAUGCAAUGUAGAAAAGAGCAAGCCAUAUUGAACGAUAUCGCGCAACGUGGAGAACCUGGAUCAGUGUUGGUAUUUUUGCCUGGAUGGAAUGAAAUCAUGCUUGUCAUGAAUUUCCUCAACAACCAUUCGGAAUUCUCGAAUAAAUCGAAGUAUGUGAUUCUGCCCCUUCAUUCGCAAUUAACUGGAAUGGAACAGCGAAAGGUUUUUGAUCACUAUGGCGAUAACAUGAGGAAGAUCAUAUUGGCAACCAACAUCGCUGAAACAAGCAUAACCAUAGAUGAUGUUGUCUUCGUCAUCGACUCAUGCAAGGCCAAAGAGCGAAUGUACACGUCGAACAAUAAUAUGGUCCAUUUUGCCACAGUAUGGGCGUCGCGAACCAACUUGGCUCAACGGCGUGGUCGUGCAGGACGUGUGCGUCCCGGCUUUGCUUUCCAUUUGUGUAGCACGGCUCGAUUCAACGCGUUGGAGGAACAUCGCACUGCUGAAAUUCUCCGCACGCCCUUGCAUGAAAUUGCACUCACAAUUAAGCUAUUACGUCUGGGAAGCGUGGGUGACUUCCUUGCAAAGGCUAUUGAGCCACCGCCAUAUGAUAUGAUUGUAGAAAGCGAGGCUGUGCUCCAAAACAUGGGAGCUCUGGACCGUCAACUGGAACUCACUGAUUUGGGACGAAUUCUUGCACGUCUGCCUAUUGAACCACUUCUAGGGAAAACGAUUGUUAUGGGUGUUGCUUUUGGCAUUGGAACACUUAUGUGCGACAUCGCAGCGUCAUCAUCAUUUUCGUCUCCAUUUGUACCUCGUGAAAGAACGCAUACUCGAUUGAACAACGCGCAACGCUCGUACGCCGGCGAUCGUUGGUCGGAUCACGUUGCUCUGAUAGCUGUCAAUCAAGCCUUCCAACAUGCAUCAGAAAUGGGACUAAAUGCGGAAACAUCACUAUGUACUCGUGUCUCAUUGAGUCAAACAAUCCUGAAGAUGAGCGCAGGAGCUAAGUACCAGCUGUUAGAUGUUCUCACUAAUCAGUGCGGAUUCGCUGGUGAAUUAUUCACGGAUGGCUCUUGUGCUCACGAAAGUGACUACGAUCUGCUUCUGUCUCUACUUAUUGCUGCUUACUAUCCAAAUAUUUGCUAUUACAGAGGAAAAAGAAAGGUGUACACUCUUGAACAAGCAUCGGCUCUCGUGAGUAAAUCUUCCGUUUUGACACCGUUCCAUGGAGAUAACUUUGAGCUGCCGUCUCCUUUAAUUGUCUUCACAGAGAAGAUCCGUACGCGCGUUAUUUCCUGUAAUCAGCUAUCAGUGAUUUCGGGUGUCCAAUUGCUGCUGUUUGGUUGCCGCAAAGUGGAAUGUAUUGGUCAGGACCUCAUCAGACUGGAUGAUAUGAUCACCCUCAAAAUGGACGUGUCAGUGGCUGCAGCAAUAGUGGCUCUACGGCCUUGCAUUGAAGCUAUGCUUGUCCGAUCUUGUAUAAACCCAGAGUCGCUCAUGGCAGCUACUGAACAGGAUCGAGAACUGUGCUCACUGCUUCGAGAGUUAUCUUCUCGUGAGUUUUACGCUGGUGGAGGGCCAAUGAAAGAUGACCUACUAACAGACGCUGCACUGAUACAACCGAUCACUGCUGGUAGAGGGCGCGGUCGUGGCGGCCCGAAUGGUGGUGGAAGAGGUUGGAGAGGUGGACCAUUAGGGGGAGGAUCCAGCUUUAAUGGUGGAGAUCGAAACGGUGGAGGUCCACCAUCACUUUUCAGCGACGACGUAGACAUGAAGGGCGGUGAUUCAGGUGGGUAG